Odontomachus brunneus is the source of this 3995-nucleotide messenger RNA. Its product is annotated as organic cation transporter protein-like. Gene Ontology annotation, molecular function: transmembrane transporter activity. Gene Ontology annotation, cellular component: membrane. Lineage: Eukaryota; Metazoa; Arthropoda; Insecta; Hymenoptera; Formicidae. The transcript has 8 exons. Gene Ontology annotation, biological process: transmembrane transport. The record is from RefSeq and is a predicted model, not a curated record. The coding region runs from base 549 to 2543 and encodes 664 amino acids.
GAUGCCUAUAUAGCCAGCCACUGGACAGACCGUUCCAGUCGUGGUCUCUCGUCUCAGGAUCUGCCCGCUUCUCCCUUUUUUCCCCCUUUUUCGUCAAUUAUCCUCGGACUAGCCUCGAUUCUUACGAGAGCGCGGUACUCGCGAUACUUGCCGCGACAUGCCGCUCGCUUAACCGAUCUGUCCCACUCGACGUGCGUCGAUCAGCCUUGAGGAGCCCGAACUGCCGCGAAGCGACUGGUUCGCCGGUGGUAGCGCACGGCCAGGCGAGUCUGUCGCUCACGCUCGUGACGAUAAGGAUUCCUCGGUAUGUUCUCCGGGACGUAGGGGUUCCUCGGCUCGAGGAGCGCGGUUCUCGUGUCCAUUCGUCGUCGACGGCUGCGGAGGAGCGCGUCUAGUUGCGCGACGGACGUCAUCGAGAUUUCGCGCGGCGCGCCGUCCAGCAUCCACACCGAAGGCUGGAGCCGAGUUGCAGCGGUUGCGACCCGAAGAAAGCGGUGCCGUCUCUGCCUCUUCGAGGAGCCUCCUCGGGGACUCGGAUCGCCGGCGACAUGCCGCCGCAGGAGAAGUUCUCCACGUCAGUGAACGGGGACCUGGGCUCGAAGGACACCAGCCCGGACGGUCUCUCGAUGUCUUGCCGGGACUCGUCCUCCGAGGGCUUUCCCACGGCCAGCGAGAAGUCCGUCAAGACCCGCCGCAAUGGCCAUCGGCCGAGUAACGGCCAGCAGGACGCCGAGCAGCCCAAGGAUAUGGAUUUUGACGAGCUGUUGCCGCACGUCGGCGAGUUCGGCACCUACCAGAGGAUCCUGUUCGUCAUGAUGAUCCCGUUCGCUUUCUUCGUCGCCUGGGUGUACUUCUCGCAGAUAUUCAUCACCCUCGUGCCGGAAGAGCAUUGGUGCCGCGUGCCGGAACUGGAGAACCUCACGGCCGCGGAAAGGAUCGCGUUGGCGAUACCGCCCGGCGAGGACGGCCGCUCGAGAUGUACGAUGUACGACGUGAAUUACACGGAGCUGCUGUUGAGCGGAAUCCGCGAGGCCAACCUGAGCUGGCCGACGAAGGGUUGCACGCACGGCUGGGAGUUUAAUUUUACUGACAUCCCCUACGAGACUGUGGCGACCGAGUUGGGAUGGGUGUGCGAGAACAGCGCGUUGCCGACCACGGCCCAGAGUAUCUUCUUCGUCGGCGCGAUCUUCGGCGGCCUGAUCUUCGGGUGGAUCGCCGACAGGUACGGUAGGAUACCGGCGUUAGUCGGUGCCAAUGUCACCGGUUUCUUGGCCGGCGUCGCGACCGUGUUGGCAGGCAGCUUCUGGGAGUUCGCGUUAUGCCGAUUCUUCGUGGGCUUCGCCUUCGAUAACUGCUUCACCAUGAUGUAUAUAUUAGUAUUGGAAUACGUGGGACCUAAAUGGCGUACCUUUGUGGCGAAUAUGUCAAUCGCUCUCUUCUUCACGUUUGCCGCCUGCAUCUUGCCUUGGAUCGCGUAUUUCUUAGCCGACUGGAGGAUGACGUGCAUCAGCAUCUCCGUUCCUUUAGCAUUGGCUGUGGCGGCGCCCUGGUUAGUGCCGGAGAGCGCGAGGUGGCUCGUCAGUCAGGGUCAGGUGGAGAAGGCCAUCAAGAUCCUCGGUAAAUUCGAACGCAUCAACGGCACAAAGGUGCCCGAGAACGUGUACCAACAUUUCCGCGAAACUUGCGCCAGAGUGUGUAAGGAGCAAGAAGCAGACAAAGCAUACUCCGUGUUGGACUUAUUCAAGAGCCCGCGCUUGCGAAACAUCACGAUUCUUCUUAUUUUUAUCUGGAUGGCGAUAUCGCUUGUAUUCGACGGUCACGUACGAAACGUGAACAAUCUCGGUCUCGAUGUCUUUAUGACGUUUACUAUCGCGGCGGCCACCGAAUUGCCCGCCGACACGUUCCUCACCCUCGUUCUGGAUCGAUGGGGCAGGAGAUGGUUGGCUUGCGGCACUAUGGUUAUUUCCGGGAUUUUCAGCAUCUGGGCCAGCGCGGUUUCAAACAAUAUUUACUCGGCCACCUUGGCGAUAAUUGGUAGAUUCUGGGUGAACAUUUCGUACAACAUCGGUCUCCAGUACGCGGCUGAGCUGUUGCCGACGGUGGUAAGAGCUCAAGGGGUCGCCUUGAUCCACAUUAUGGGAUACGUCGCCAGCAUUCUCGCGCCUUUCGUCGUUUACUUGGACAUCGUCUCACCUAUUUUGCCACUGUUGGUCCUCGGCAUUAUGGGUAUCUUGGGCGGUCUCCUGACGUUAUUUUUGCCCGAGACGCUCGACAAGGAUCUGCCGCAGACCUUGCAGGACGGCGAAGACUUCGGAAAGGAUCAGAAAAUGUGGGAUAUGCCGUGCCUCCCGAAGAAAUCCGCGGCUGAAGAGGCACCGCCCGUGGCGAUCUUCCGGUCCUUCGAACGCAGCAGUUUGCGAAACUCGAUGAGAGCGUCCACGCGUGGCGAGCCCUUGAGGAGCAGCAUGAUACAGAGAUCGAGCAUCAGGUCGCGCAAGGGCGUUCCUGGUCCGGAAAAGCCAGCGGAAACGGAGGGCGUCUGAAAGCACCGUGAUACGUAGUCCUGUUCCUGAAUAAUCGGGCGUAUCCGUCGGCGAUACCGUCGCUCUUUCAUAAUCGUGUGAUACCGGAGCUACCAAAAUCAAAUGAUACCCGAUGCACAUAUCUCCAUUGAUCUUCCGAUAGCGUAUUUUCUCCGUGAAAAGAAAAAGAGUCAGGGCAUCGCAUCGCAUGCUCCAUACGUUUCACUCGUGAUAGAGCGUUUUUACGCGAUUAGCAAUUGUAUAUCAAAUUCUAUGUGUGUGACGUCUCUGAAGUCCGACUUGGAUUUCAAGUAAAUUAUGUAGAUAUUUUAUGGACAAUCGUGCAGUAUCAAUGUAGAGAAAAAGAGAAAUAGAAAGAGAGAGAGAGAGAGAGAGAGAGAGAGAGAGAGAGAGAGAGAUUUACAAAAUUUUUUUACUAACUUAUCCCGCACUUGUAUUUAGUAAUAGAGAGAAAGAGAAAGAAAAAUUAGUUCCCGCGAAUUUGUGUCUAGAACAUGCAAACGUUUUAUUGCGAAAAUGUGUCCCUCGAGAGAAAAAUUCAAGUUCCAAAUGUGUGUGCCAAUUCGAGUCCAAGAAUGUCGACCGUAUUGAGAGGUAAACACGACGAAUAGGAAAAAGCGAUACGUAUAGGGGAGAUCUGAUCUAAAUGACCUCAGAAAUAUGUUGCGCAUGUUCUUAGUAUUUAUCUUGAGAGGAAUAGUGAAUAUAAAAUCGUAAAAUGGUCUUGGAUAUUUCUUCUCCCGAAUUUUAUUAACAUCGGAAUAAUAUUAUAAUUAAAAAAUAGAAAAAACUGAUUUAGUAGUAGCAAAAUAAAUUUUCGAGCCUCUCAAGAGAAAUUUUGUAUUAAUAUUCUCCAUCGUGAAUGAAUAAAACGAUAUAUUACUAGCUAGAAUGAAGUUUUUUGCAAGUAUGAUAUACUGUUUUGGAUAAUAAAGGCAAUUUUCAUUCAUAGAAUGAAUAAAAUUAAGCAUAUAUAGACAGACGAGGUAAAGUUGGUCCAUAAUUAAAAGCCCGCAGGAAAGCUGUGGAGUGAAUUUUCGAACCUCUCGCGAAAACACUGAAAAUACUGUAAAUCUGAAUACAUACUUUAUAUGUAACUUUCUUUAUUCUGUGCUACUGGACUACUGAACAGAGCAAGAUGGCCAUGUUGUUGCAUGUUUGUGUGUAUUUUGGUUAUUGCAAAACAAAAAUAUACGGUCAAAAGGAUUGUGCAAAAUAUCAGCAUAUAGAAAGAGAGUGCCUCUAUCAUGUUUGUAUAAUUAAUCACAAUAAUCAGUUGUCUAAGAAGUUGUAAAUUCGAAAUUCUAAAGUAUAUGGGGCAUCUAGCCCCGGUUUCUAGAGAUGUGUAAACUAUUCGAAUUCGAAUCGAAUCGAAUCAAGUGAAAUUCGAUUCGAUUCGAAUUUGAAUCCCUAUGAUUUAAAUCUGAAUAAUUCGAAAAUUUCUAAUAAAAA